ACAACUCACAGCACUAGUUGUACAAUAUACUAUUGUUACUUGAGUUCGUAAAGAGAAAACGUGUUGAUUGAAAAUCACGGAACGAUUAACCAUCGCUCUGAAAUGCUACAGACACACACGAUAUUAUGGUAGUGAUUUCAUAGAAAAAAAUGACAUGCAAUAAAAAAAAGGGACCAGUGACACAAACUUGUCCCAACCUCCCGAUUCUAGUAACCUGGCCGUAAUCAGGGCGGUUCCCAUUCGCUCCCAAUAAUUGUAGUUUUCCCUACUGCAGCGCCAACUCUUUACUAGUUCCCUAUAUCUAAUUUUCCGGCAAAACUGUACCGACCCUUUAGUGGGAGAAUAAGGUUAUGUACACGUGCUUAAGUUUUUUAAAAUUUGAAGUAUAAAUAUAAAUUGUCAUUUUGGUAAUUAGUUUGAAUUGAAUUGAAUAAAAAAAAAAAAUGCCGAAAGUUAAAAUAGAAAAGAAGAGUCAGAUUCAUAAAAAAGUUGCUAGACAAGGUAUUUUAUUUAAUACGAAUCUUGGUCAGCAUAUUAUGAAAAACCCAGAGAUAAUCCAGAGUAUGGUAGACAAGGCAGCCGUGAGACCAACGGAUGUUGUAAUUGAAAUAGGACCUGGUACUGGUAACAUGACAAUGAAAUUACUUGAAAGAUGUAAGAAAGUAAUUGCUUAUGAAGUCGAUCCACGUAUGGUUGCUGAAUUACAGAAGCGUGUUCAGGGUACGGCUUUAAAAUCAAAAUUAGAAAUUCGAAUUGGUGAUGUACUGAAAGCUGGCAGACUACCUUUUUUUGAUAUGUGCAUUGCUAAUGUACCUUAUCAAAUAUCAUCACCAUUAAUAUGGAAAUUAUUACUUCACAGACCAAUAUUUAGAUGCGCAGUACUGAUGUUCCAAAAAGAGUUCGCUGAUAAACUAGUAGCCAAACCUGGUGACGAUUUAUACUCCCGUCUUAGUAUCAAUACUCAGUUAUUGGCACGCGUCGAUUCAUUGGGAGACGUUGGCAGAAAUAAUUUCCGCCCAGCUCCUGAUGUUGACUCGGCUAUCGUCAGAAUCGAACCACGCAACCCACCUCCAGCAGUUAAUUUUAAAGAAUGGGACGGCUUAACGAGAAUAGCAUUUGGUAGGAAAAAUAAAACACUACUGGCAUCAUUCAUCCAAACUUCGGUGAUAACUUUGCUCACGGAAAAUUAUAAUACUCAUUGUAGUAUUAACGAUAAGAAAAUACCUGAAAACUUUGACAUGGAGGAGCUGAUUAAAACAGUGUUGAAUCCAAGGAUGGGCAAAAAACGAGCAAAACAAUUGGACAUCGAUGACUUUAUUGAACUUUUAUAUGCAUUUAAUAAAGUAGGAAUUCAUUUUGCGUGAUUGUAUUUCGUACAAUAAAUUAUUUUGAUAAUAAUAAUAAUAAUAAUAUUGUUGUAAGUAAUUAUUUUUAUAAAUAAUGAUUGAUUUUUAUUAUAUAUAUUACGAAUGGCUGAUUUGUAAAUAUUAUUAAAUUAAAAAUUUUAAAAAACGC
Messenger RNA from Microplitis mediator, 1515 nucleotides. Its product is annotated as probable dimethyladenosine transferase. The transcript is spliced from 5 exons. Bases 444 to 1364 code for a protein of 306 amino acids. Gene Ontology annotation, cellular component: mitochondrial matrix. Gene Ontology annotation, molecular function: rRNA (adenine-N6,N6-)-dimethyltransferase activity. Gene Ontology annotation, biological process: rRNA methylation. Lineage: Eukaryota; Metazoa; Arthropoda; Insecta; Hymenoptera; Braconidae. The record is from RefSeq and is a predicted model, not a curated record.